CACCAGAGCCUGCAUUGUUGACGAUGGGAGUGACUGUGCUCUGGCCGCGAUACUUGCUCAGCAACUGACUCCUACACAUGAUAGCGCACUAUAGCCAAUCAUCAUCCCAGGUUCCAGCAUAGACCUCGGCUUCCGUCGCAUCUGUCCAGCUCGUGUGCCAUCCGUUGCUCUACAACCACAAGACCCAACUUUGGUUGCUUUCGGCCUUUGUAUUAUACCUUCUGUAAUAGCCCUUGUCUGAUCUAUACAUAGGCUGCUAUAUACCCCAAUUGCCUUCCCCGACACAAUGGCUGCAGAAACAGGCACAGAGGACCUGAUAACCCACCUCAAAUCGGUCCUCCUAGAACUCAAUGCCCGCCCCUACCCGGACGUCGCGAACCCGCCCGAGGCCCCUAAGCGCGCCUCCGUCGCCCUCAUUCUCCGCAUACAACCGCACUACUCACACUGGCCUGCCACAGACGAUAAGCCCUUCCCCCUGCACCACCCCUACCCCCCGAGCCCGACCCAGCAGCGCCGGCGGUCUUCCGCAGCCUCAAGCAAGCCCCGCGAUCUCUCUUUCAAGGAUAUCAUAGAGACCUUCUUUGCGCAAGACUGGGUCAAGCAUGGCGACCCCGAGCUGCUCUUCAUCAAGCGCGCAACAAGGGUGGGAGACAAAUGGAACGGGCACGUUGCACUGCCGGGCGGGAAGCGAGACCCCGAAGACGAAGACGACCAGGUGACUGCCGUGCGGGAGGCGCUCGAGGAAGUCGGCAUAGACCUGAGCUACAAUAACGCCAUCGCCGUCGGCAACCUCCCGCAGCGCGUCGUCACGUCGUCGUGGGGCAAGGUGCCGCUCAUGGUCCUCUGUCCCUACAUCUACCUCCUCACCUCGCCUACCUACCCCGCCCAACGCCUCCAGCCCACCGAGGUCGCCUCCACGCACUGGGUAUCCCUCCGCGCGCUGCAAUCCCCCUCCCUCCGCACCCACGAAUACGCCGACGUCUCCGCGCGCCUCGCAAAGUCCGAGCUCGGAAUCAAGCGCUGGUUCCUGCAGUCCAUGCUCUCCAAGAUGAUGUUCGCCGCCAUCCACCUCGUCCCCUCAAACUCCACCUACUGCGCGACAAUCCCAGACUUCAUACCUGCGGGCGGGCCCCCGGAUGCGGGCGCCCUAGGGAAGGUGAAGGAAGUGCUGAGGGGUCCGGAGGGAAGCAAGGCGGGGAAGCCGCCACUUCUGCUGUGGGGACUGACGCUGGGCGUCGUGAGCGACCUCCUGGAACACCUGCCGCCGCAUAACGCGCUGGAGCUGUGGACGUAUCCAACGUUUACGAAUUGGGAUGUCAGGUUCGUCAUGUGGGCCAUGUCGUACCGGUUCCGCGUGCAGAAGACGGCGGAGAUGAGCACGCAGACUACGCUGGGGCUGGAGACGUCGUCUGUGCCGAUACUCGACGCUGAGGUCGAGGAGAAACCGGGCGAAGUCGGGAUCGCAGGGUUGGGCGUAGGACGCAGCUGGGGGAGGACGGGCAGGUCCAAGAUGGUGGCGAGGAAUGCGGCGGUGAAUUCUAUGCUCGAGGGAUACUAUCCUAUCGUGCGAAAGGCGGUGGCUACGGCACUGGUGGCGCGGAUUGGGCUCGUGGUAGGGUUAGCGGUGGUUUUGAGAAGGAAGUACAGGUUGAGCGAGUGGGUGAGAUCAUUGUGGGAGACUGCGUGAAGGGUGGCGCGGUUAUAGAAGGUAGGCAGGCAUCGCCAGGAGCAUAAGCUGUAGCAGGAACUCGCUCAGCAUGCGAGUGCCUGGUUUGACUCUAUACAUUACACAACACAUUCACCC
This is a messenger RNA of Paraphaeosphaeria sporulosa, 1804 nucleotides long. RefSeq lists its product as uncharacterized. The coding region runs from base 287 to 1687 and encodes 466 amino acids. The transcript has 2 exons. The record is from RefSeq and is a predicted model, not a curated record. Lineage: Eukaryota; Fungi; Ascomycota; Dothideomycetes; Pleosporales; Didymosphaeriaceae. Gene Ontology annotation, molecular function: coenzyme A diphosphatase activity.